Misgurnus anguillicaudatus (oriental weatherfish) is the source of this 2768-nucleotide messenger RNA. Lineage: Eukaryota; Metazoa; Chordata; Actinopteri; Cypriniformes; Cobitidae. The record is from RefSeq and is a predicted model, not a curated record.
UGUCAUACGCCGAUCAGCGUAGGGAAUCCUCCAUUAUUGUCUCGCUUUCAACAUUAUUUUUUUAUAUCCGAAAGAGACACUUCAUUAUCGGAGGAAAGAUAAAUGACCAGUAAUUUAUUUUUUCGGUAUUUUUUAUUGUAUGUGGGUUUAGCUAAGGAUUUUUGUUAAUCUUCUGUCGGUCAGUGGGGUUUUGUGGGCGCGGCCGCUUGAGAUUAGACACGGAAAUAUUUAAAAUCUUUAGUUUAACGUUGUCGAUCAUCUUUAUUAACUCAAUACCUACAUCAAUAUGAAGACGAUCACUUUACUCUCCAUUAUCUCUUUAUUUAUUAUGGGUGUUGUGACAGGUGAGCCAGUAUCCGUGAUGGUGGGUGAUACGGUCACACUAUACACUGGUAUUGUAAUAAAGAGUCAAGAUGUGAUAGAGUGGAGGUUUGGAGUUGAACAGGAUCUCAUAGCUAAAAUUAACAGAGAAGCCAAAACAGAAAAAUUAUUUAAUGGCACUGAUGGGAGAUUCAUAAACAGACUGAAGAUGAACAGUCAGACUGGAGAUCUCACCAUCACAAACAUCACAACUCAACUAACUGGACUUUAUAAUCUAGACAUCACUGGACAGACGGUUACAACAAAACCAUUCAAUGUUAGUUUGUGUGCAGGUGUGUUUGGUGAUGAAGUGAAGCCAGUGUCGUUGUUGGAGGGAGAUUCUGUUACUCUACACACUGAGAUUACUGAUAUCAAGAAAUACGAUGUGAUACGAUGGAGAUUUCUUCAUGAAAACUCUCCUCUAGCUGAAUUUAACAGAAAGGCUGGAAACCCUCCUAAAUAUGUUUCUGAUGGGAGAUUCAGAGACAAACUGCAGCUGGAUGUUCAGACUGGAUCUCUCAACAUCAAGAACAUCAGAAGGAAUCACUCUGGACUUUAUGAAGUAGAUAUCAGUAGCAGCAGUUAUACCAUUCAUCAGCCAUUCACAGUUACUGUCUCUGGGGAAGUGAAGUCAGUGUCAGUGAUGGAGGGUGAAUCUGUUACUCUAUACACUGAUACUAAACUACAGAGAGAUGAUGAGAUCGAGUGGAGAUUUGGACCUCAAGAGGCUCUCAUAGCUAAAAUCAAUAAAGCAGCUAAUGUGAACUCAAUAUUUCAUGAUGUUUUUGAUUGGAGAUUCAGAGACAGACUGAGACUGAAUAACCAGACUGGAGAUCUCAACAUCACAAACAUCACAACUGAAAAGUUUGGGCUUUAUGAACUGAAGAUGAACAGCAGAAAACGAUCCAUUUACAGGAAAUUCAUAGUUAAUGUUAGUGAACGAGAGAAAAAAGAACGAUCUUCAGGUCUGUCUAUAGGUGCUAUAAUAGGAUUUUGUGUUCUUGCCUUCCUUUCUGUUGCUGGUAUUGUUGGUGUGAUCAUUUGGUGUCACCACCGGUUCCCCAAAGCAAAAACACCAGUGGUGAUAGAGGGAGAGGAAGUCAUACUACACACUGAUCUUACUAGACUACAUAAAAAUCUUGAGAUAAAGUGGAAGUUUGGAGAUCAAAAAACUCUCAUAGCUGAGAUGAGGAGAUCCAACAUCACAAUAUAUGAUGAUGUUCUUAAUGGGAUAUUCAGAGGCAGACUGGCACUGAGAGAGUCUGGAUCUCUCGUCAUCAGUGAAACCAGAACUACAGACGCUGGACUUUAUCAACUUAAAAUCACCAGCGGCAGAAAAACAUAUAAGAGAUUCAGGCUAACUGUAACAGGUCAAAACUCAGUGGAAAUGUCUUUGUUGAAUGGAAAUCUUCAGCAACAGUGAUGUUUCUCCACUUUAACACUGAUGUGGUACAUGUCUCGCAUAACACAGGCAAUGGAGAGCACCAAAACAAUGUGCAUAAAACUAAGUUGUGUAAGUACAACGACGAUGAAACAAGCUUCUUGAAAAAAAGCUUGUGAUUGUAUUGUGUAGUAGUUUAAAAUUCUAUAUAUCAAAAGACUCCGCCCCCCUGACCUAGUAUGUGUAUAACUGCUAUAAAUAAUAUGCCAAAAACAGUGUUUUAGAUUAGUCAAGUGCAUUUGUGUUUAAAUUUAUGUUUUUUAUUUUGCUUACACUAGUGACAUGUUUGUUUACAGUGUGACCGACAUGUUCAGGAACUAGUCAUAUAUACAUUUUUAAGCUGUGAAUGUUACAGUAUUGUGUGUUUCAUGUUACAAACUUAUUUCAGUUUUUCAUGUCUUGCCGGUUUUAAAAGUAGAUCACUACACAAAAUACUUUUUGACCAUUCUUCUAAAAGCGUAUUUGUAAGGUCAGACACUGAUGUUGGACGAGAAGGCAUUACUCGUAGUCUCCGCUCUAAUUCAUCCCAAAGAUGUUUUAUUGGGUUAAGGUCAGGACUUUGUGCAGGCCAGUCAAGUUCCUCUACACCAAAGUUGCUCAUCCAGGUCUUUAUGGAGCUUGCUUUGUUCACUGGUGCACAGGUAUGUUGGAACAGAAAGGGGCCAUCCUCAAACUGUUCCCACAAAGUUGGUAGCAUGAAAUUGGCCAAAAUGUCUUGGUAUGAUGAAGCAUUAAGAGUUCCUUUCACAAGAGUUCCUUUCACUGGUUUCUUUGUAUUAAAGAGAAAUGUACUUGAUGGGGGAGAUGUGUGUUCCAUAGACAUUUCAAUGUGGUGCGUCUUUUAUGUUUUUGUAUUUCUUUGCAUUUUCAAUAAAAAAACUUCUUAAUUCAAAGCUUUUUAAAAAUCUAGUUUUUUAAAAUCUAAUAAAGGCACUAAUAAAGUGUCAUGAACGAUUUAAUUUUACUC